AGCUAUAAAUACGUGGACAGCGUCAGUCAGCCAGUCAGUAAGCAGCUGUUUCCAGCUCAGGCGAAGAGGAGUCCUCCAGCUCACAAGUCUUGAAUCUGAGGAGAACCAAAACGCAGUAUCCCUGUUAGACUAUGGAUCCAAGCAAAGAACUGGGUUAUCUCAGAGUGGGAAGUGUGGAAGACAAAGAUCUUACAUCAGAGAUAAAGAGGCAUUCCUGUGAACUCACAGUCGACACAAAAACAGUGAGCAGGAAACUCCAACUGUCUAACGGAAACAAGACGGUGACCUAUGUGGGGGGACAUAACCUACAUCAUUUCCACAGACGCGGAUUUCAUUCUCCUCAGCUGCUGUGUAUAAACGGUCUGACUGAUCGACAUUACUGGGAGGUCAAGUGGAGUGGAGAUGUUUACAUAGCAGUCAGUUACAGUGGAAUCAGUAGGAAAGGAAUAACUGGUAACAAUGAGUUUGGAUCAAAUUCUCAGUCCUGGGCACUUGUAGUAAAAACAUGUCCAUCCUCUGUCAUUGCGAGGCACGAUAACACAGAAACACCCAUCGUCUCCCACAACAGAUUUAACAGAGUAGCAGUGUAUGUGGAUUAUGCUGCAGGCAUUCUGUCCUUUUUCAGUGUUUCCUCUGACACUCUGAUCCACCUCCACACAUUCAAAACCAGAUUCACUGAUCCUCUUUAUCCCGGAUUUGCAGUCUUUCCUGGUUCCACAGUGAUUCUGCCCUGA
Messenger RNA from Oreochromis niloticus (Nile tilapia), 734 nucleotides. RefSeq names its product stonustoxin subunit beta-like. The record is from RefSeq and is a predicted model, not a curated record. Gene Ontology annotation, molecular function: protein binding. Lineage: Eukaryota; Metazoa; Chordata; Actinopteri; Cichliformes; Cichlidae. The transcript is spliced from 4 exons. The coding region runs from base 132 to 734 and encodes 200 amino acids.